This is a messenger RNA of Gastrolobium bilobum, 315 nucleotides long. Its product is annotated as protein SMALL AUXIN UP-REGULATED RNA 12-like. The transcript has a single exon. Gene Ontology annotation, biological process: response to auxin. The record is from RefSeq and is a predicted model, not a curated record. Lineage: Eukaryota; Viridiplantae; Streptophyta; Magnoliopsida; Fabales; Fabaceae. Bases 1 to 315 code for a protein of 104 amino acids.
AUGGCCAUUAGAAAAUCAAACAAGCUUCCCCAGACAGCAGUCCUCAAGCAAAUCCUCAAGAGGUGUUCGAGUUUAGGAAAGAAAAAUGGGUAUGACGAUGAUGGUCUCCCACUUGAUGUCCCAAAAGGCCAUUUUGCAGUUUACGUUGGGGAAAACAGAACAAGAUACAUUGUCCCCAUCUCAUUCUUGACUCACCCGGAGUUCCAAUCCCUCCUUCGACAAGCUGAAGAAGAAUAUGGCUUCGUUCACGAUAUGGGUCUCACUAUUCCUUGUCAAGAAGUUGUUUUCCGCUCUCUAACUUCCAUGCUUAGAUGA